AAGGGCUUGCAGAUUAAUUAUUGAAAGAGCAGAGUGACCAUGAACAUGGGCAAGAUGAGUGGUGAUGGGCUAACUGACGUUCUAGAAGUGCAAAAGUGACUUUGAACUCCUUCCUAAGAAGGAGGAGAAAGAAACAAGUGUCACAGCCGGCCUUGUCCCGGUUGCCUGUCUGCUUUUGAGUGUGACUUGAACUAAGUUUGCUGCUUUCCUAACCUUGAAGAGGAACGGGCAAAGCGAUCUUCAGACGCCUUGUUAUUAUUCCCCGGGCCCCACCAUUCAAACACUUGUACCAGCUGCGUUGAACUUUUUACAUUAUUAGAGAAGAUGGACACAAAGACUAUGUUCCAGGUCCUGCACGACAUGCUCCAUGAAAACAUUUCAUUUUUCAGGCAGCAGGGCUCAUCUGAGACAGCUAAGCGCUUUGUUGAGGCUUUCUGCUUAAUUCAAGGGCACGCUAACAGCCUGGAGCCAAUGAUGGCAUGUUUCUCCAGCAUCUACCACAUCUUUGACUUCGACUCAACCACUCCAGCCAAUGGCUAUCGUAGCCUAAUGAAGGUUGUGCGUUCCUGUAUUCUCCACAUUAUUCACAAAGGCCGGUAUGUGGCUGCUAACCGGUGCGGUAUUUUUUUCCGGGCAAGUCAUAAUGUGAUGGAGAUCGAAGCAUACUGCUCAGCCCUUUGCCAGCUUCGGGCACUAGUCUACUUUGCCCAAAGGCUCCUAACUGCUAAUCGCCAUGGCAGCCUUUUUUUUGAAGAGGAUCGCGGACUGUCUGAAGAGUUUGUUAAGGAGUAUGCAUCACUGCACAAAGGGUGCUUUUAUGGUCGCUGUCUGGGCUUUCAGUUCACUCCAGCUAUUCGUCCAUUCCUGCAGACUAUCUCAAUCGGUCUUGUGUCAUUUGGAGAAAACUACAAGAGACAUCAGUCUGGCAUUGGGGUGGCAGCAAGUUCAUUCUUUACAAGUGGCAAAUAUGCUAUUGACCCAGAACUACGUGGAGCAGAGUUUGAGAGGAUCACACAAAACCUUGAUGUUAACUUUUGGAAGAGAUUCUGGAAUAUAACUGAGACAGAAGUGUUGGCAUCACUAGCCAACCUUGCAUCCACGACUGUACGUGUGAACAAAGCCUUAUUGGUGCCUCCAGAACCCUUUGAGUUACCACUUGUUGCAGAUCCCAAAUUGAAAGUCACUGUAGCACCACCUGUAGCACACACUGGACCUGCACAUAUCCAAAUGAGGCUCCUGUCAUAUGAGCUACGGGAAGGCCAGGACAGUGUGGAACUUACCAACCUAGUAAAACCCGAAGUAGUACCAUUAAUUGACCUGUUAAUGAAAAGCAAGAAAGCUCCCAGGUCUAAAAACCUUAUUGUGCAUUUCCAUGGUGGUGGAUUUGUGGCACAAACAUCCAAAUCACAUGAGCCCUAUUUGAAGAGCUGGGCCUGUGAAUUGGGAAUCCCAAUUCUUUCAGUGGACUACUCUCUUGCUCCUGAGGCACCUUUUCCAAGAGCACUUGAAGAAUGUUUUUAUGCAUACUGCUGGGCAGUUAAGAACUGCCACUUGCUGGGAUCUACAGGAGAGCGUAUUUGCUUGGCUGGUGACAGUGCAGGAGGAAAUUUGUGUCUCACUGUGUCCAUGCGAGCUGCUUCCUAUGGAAUAAGAAUGCCUAGUGGAAUCAUGGCUGCCUACCCAGCAACACUGUUGACUGCUACUGCUUCACCAUCCCGCCUUCUCACACUAAUGGAUCCGCUUCUGCCUCUGAGUGUGCUGUCCAAAUGUCUCAAUGCAUAUGCUGGUAUGGAGCCUCUUGAACGGAAAGAGGAAGAGAAACUAAAUACUAUUAGUAUGGUCCGUAGAGACACUGCCAACCUUUUGAGAGACCUUAGAAUGGGUGCAUCUGCCUGGAUUAAUGCUUUUCUGGACAGUGGCCGCAGUCAGUCUAGCACAGAUUCUGUUCGGAAGAGUGUUUCAGAAGCAGCUAUAAGCCUUCCAAAGUACGAUUGCAAGGCAAAAACAGACCCUUACACGUUUCCUCUGAAGCACAAUUCCAUUAAAAGUCAAACCAGUCAAGAUCUGGAAGUGAAGUGGGACCCAAGUUCCUCUAUACCCGGCCGCUGGGGAUCACCUGUGAAGCCAGACAGGGAUUUCAAGAGUGAUGAUGUUAGCUUUUUUCUAAAUGAAAGUCCGGACGAGGAGUCAGAAGCCGAGAAGGAAACUGAUGAGAAUUCUUCUCCGAUUCCUUCUGAGAUAGAACAACAAACUGACAACAGUCACUGUGUCAUUCCUACUACUUGCAGUGAGCAAAUAAUCUCAAAUGAAAAAGAUUCAGUAUUGGACUUUCCAGAAGGAUUUAAGCCACUAAGAUCAGAGCAACUGGCUGACAUGAAGUUGCAGACAUCUCCAAUUGUGAAAAACCCUUUCAUGUCCCCACUGCUUGCACCUGAUGACAUGCUGCGAGGUUUGCCUCCUCUACAUAUUGUGGCUUGCGCCCUUGAUCCUAUGCUGGAUGACUCUGUGAUGUUUGCUAAACGUCUUCGAGCCAUAGGCCAGCCAGUGAGUUUAUGUGUAGUUGAGGACCUUCCCCAUGGAUUUCUUAGCCUGUCACAGCUGUCUAGGGAGACCAAAGAGGCUGCCAACAUCUGUGUGAACCGGAUACGAGAAAUCUUCUCAGAAGAGACGCCACCUCCCAGCUACCGUAAGCACAGACGCCUUGAGAGGACAGAUGGUUUUAUGAGGCUGACACCUGGUGGUGUAUUGGAGCACAGACGAGAAGAGCCCAUAAUUGCUACAUCACAGUCAACGCCUGACCUCUCCAGUAGAGAAGUUGGUGCAUAGUGGCAGUGGCUACAAAAUGGGAAGUUAAAAAAGCAUAACUCGCUUUGCCUUUCAAAGAUCUGCCCAUUAUGGCGGCAUAACAUGUGCACUGGGCUAAGGAGUUCAUUGGCUUUCCAGUGGUCUGAAUUUGUCUGGCUUUUGUGUCCAAAGAAUUGGCCCUUGCACUGUGCAAAAUUUGUUACACUGAUGGACAGUGGUGUUUUAAUUAAGGCAUCUCACUUUCUUCUGGGCACAAGAAAAAGCAACGACAACAAAUUUAGAAACUGGAGCGUGAUAUCUGAAAAAGCACAACACAAGAAGUCCAGCAGGAAGCUAAACUGACUUCCUAAAGAAAUGAAAACAGUCUGUCAAGAGAUGAUGACAAAAUGACCAAGAGGCCUUUCUCAUUCUAGCUUUGGUGUUCAUCAGCUGUGUUUUUAAUAUGGUAAAGUAUUUGUCACACUCCUUGUCUUCUGGCUUGUUUGUAGCAAUGUCCGUCUAGUGUCAGGAUGAAGAGUGUUAUUCACUUAAAUUCCACUGUGAAAAGUAGCAUGAUUGCACAAUUCCAGCUGAGUUUUAGUGCACUGAUCCCAUUCCUGUUUGGAGUUUAACCACAGGCCACUGUAAUACCACAGCUGGGGAAACCCCACACUGUUAGAAAGUAGUAUAUGGUGCUCAUUUUCUCACCCUACACAUUUUCCAAAAACUAAAAUCCAUAAAUCUAAAGCUUUUCUAAGCAGUCAAAGAAGAAACAAUAUUGGAGAUUUAAAGCUAAUUCAGUUUUGUGUACUGCAGUGCAAAUCUGCAGGUAAGCCUGGUUUUAUUUAAAUAUAAUUUUCUUAAGAGAUUAUUUGCUUUAAAUAGUAGGUAGGCUUCUCUGAUAUAAGACUUGGCUUGUUUCUUUUUUCAGCCACAUGAGACUAUUGAAAACCUUUGUUGUUUUUAUGCCAUGUUUUAUAGCUAUUCCUAAUUUUGCAACUGAUAAUGCAAUAUGUAAUCCAGACUCGAGCAGAAAUUUGCUUUAGGCCUUUUAAUUCAGGUCUGUUUUUGGAGAUGAUGCCUCCUGCUUGCUAGAGAACAAAUGAUAUAACAUUUUUGUGUUUUUAAUUGGAAAGUUUAUAAGAAGUGCAGUGUUAUGUGUUAAAUGUAAACUUCUUGAUGCUGCUAAAACAAUGCAGUUAAUAAGACUGAUUUUUUUUUUU
Molecule: messenger RNA, 4007 nt
Organism: Erpetoichthys calabaricus (reedfish)
Lineage: Eukaryota; Metazoa; Chordata; Cladistia; Polypteriformes; Polypteridae
Gene: lipeb
Product: lipase, hormone-sensitive b
Exons: 13
Coding region: 325-2826 (833 amino acids)
Biological process (GO): cholesterol metabolic process; triglyceride catabolic process
Cellular component (GO): cytosol
Molecular function (GO): triacylglycerol lipase activity; sterol ester esterase activity
Source: RefSeq, a predicted model, not a curated record